Salvelinus namaycush (lake trout) is the source of this 1029-nucleotide messenger RNA. RefSeq names its product sestrin 2 (gene sesn2). The coding region runs from base 1 to 1029 and encodes 342 amino acids. The record is from RefSeq and is a predicted model, not a curated record. Gene Ontology annotation, molecular function: oxidoreductase activity, acting on peroxide as acceptor; L-leucine binding. Lineage: Eukaryota; Metazoa; Chordata; Actinopteri; Salmoniformes; Salmonidae. Gene Ontology annotation, biological process: positive regulation of macroautophagy; cellular response to leucine starvation; negative regulation of TORC1 signaling. Gene Ontology annotation, cellular component: nucleus. The transcript has 8 exons.
AUGGCCCUUCACCCCACCUACCUCAGCUGCUUCCUGCGUACCCAGCAUGCUUUGCUGGAGCUGGAUGGCCCGCUGCCCCGCCCCUGGAGGCACUACAUCGUUGUCAUGGAGUUGGUGUGUCCCGGGGCGGACGCUCGUUGGUCAUUGGCUGAGCUGAUCCACGCAGUUGUUCUGAUGACUCACUCUCAUUCGCUGUCCUCCUUUGUUUGGGGGUGUGGCCUACACCCUGAGCCCGACCACGAAGGAGACCACGCCUUCUGCCCGCCAUCACCAUCCAAUAACAUGCCACAAAGCCCUCACAGUCCCGCCCCCGAGGACGGCAAGCCAGAGGAUGGAGUCACGGAGGUGGAGGUAUUGAUGAAGAGGAUGGUGGAGUUACAACAGCAGGAGGAGGAGUGUAGUCAGGAAGAGAUGAUCACUCGCUUUGAGAGGGAGAGGAGCGAGAGCAUACCUACUGGUACACACACACCUCCACUGCACAUUUACACACACGCUGUCUCGCUCUCCCCCUCUGACUUGAUGUUGAGGUUGGUGGAGGAUCCAGAGUUCAUCUAUGAAGACUUCUCCAUCCGAGGAGAACAGUCACCUCCUACCAUGAGAGCACAGGACUACUCAUGGGAAGACCAUGGAUUCUCCCUAGUGAACAGACUGUUACCAGACAUGGGCCAAUUACUGGAGGAGAAGUUCCAGGUUGUGUGUGGUCUAACCUACAACAGGAUGGCGAUGCACAAGGAUGUGGACACACACACACUCCGCAAGGCUCUCUGGAACUACAUACACUGCCUCUACGGAAUACGGUACGAUGACUACGACUACGGAGAGGUGAAUGUGUUGUUGGAGCGAGGCCUCAAGAUGUUUGUGAAAACGGUAGCGUGUCAUCCAGAACAGACUACAGAUAGGAUCUACUCUGCCUACUGGAAACUCUUCAGACACUCUGAGAAGGUCCAUGUCAACCUGCUGCUGAUGGAGGCUCGACUACAGGCUGCUCUACUAUACACACUACGGGCUGUCACACGCUACAUGACAUGA